Molecule: messenger RNA, 2139 nt
Organism: Volvox carteri f. nagariensis
Lineage: Eukaryota; Viridiplantae; Chlorophyta; Chlorophyceae; Chlamydomonadales; Volvocaceae
Exons: 9
Coding region: 24-1691 (555 amino acids)
Biological process (GO): L-valine biosynthetic process
Cellular component (GO): chloroplast; mitochondrion
Molecular function (GO): ketol-acid reductoisomerase activity
Source: RefSeq, a predicted model, not a curated record
CUUUUACUAAAUUGUAGACGAAAAUGCAGCUCCUGAACAGCAAGACCCGUGUCCUGAGUGGAUCGCGCCCGUCUGCGGCCGUGAAGGCCGUCCGGGUCGCCCAACCCAGCCGGCGCCAUGCCGUCGGCGUCGCUGCCGCCGUAGCUCUGGAUUUCGACACGAAGGUGUUUAACAAGGAGUUGGCGAAGUUUGCUGAUACUGAGGAGUACAUCGUGCGUGGUGGACGCGACAAGUACCCGCUCCUGAAGGACGCCUUUAAGGGCAUUAAGAAGAUUGGCGUCAUUGGCUGGGGCUCUCAGGCGCCUGCUCAAGCUCAGAACCUGCGCGACUCUAUUGCUGAGGCUGGUGUUGACAUUAAGGUUGCGAUCGGUCUGCGCCCUGACUCUCCUUCGUGGGCCGAGGCGGAGGCAUGCAACUUCAGCAAGGCGAAUGGCACUCUGGGGGAGGUCUUCGACGUGAUUGCGGACUCAGACCUGGUUGUCCUGCUGAUUUCAGACGGUGCCCAGGCUAAGCUGUACCCGCGCGUCCUCGCGGCGAUGAAGCCGGGCGCCACGCUGGGUCUGAGCCAUGGCUUCCUUCUUGGUGUGAUGCGUAACGACGGCGUGGACUUCCGCAAGGACAUCAACGUGGUGCUUGUUGCCCCCAAGGGGAUGGGCCCGUCUGUGCGCCGCUUAUACGAGCAGGGCAAGUCGGUUAACGGUGCCGGCAUCAACUGCUCGUUUGCGAUCCACCAAGAUGCUACGGGCAACGCUGCCGACAUCGCCAUCGGUUGGGCCGUUGCCGUCGGUGCCCCAUUCGCCUUCCCCACGACACUGGAGAGCGAGUACAAGUCGGACAUUUACGGCGAGCGCUGCGUGCUGCUGGGUGCUGUGCACGGCAUUGUGGAGGCGCUGUUCCGCCGCUACACUCGCCAGGGCAUGAGCGAUGAGGAAGCGUUCAAGCAGAGCGUCGAGUCCAUCACUGGUCCAAUCUCCAGGACCAUCUCCACCAAGGGCAUGCUGGCCGUGUACGAGUCCUUCAACGCGGAAGACAAGAAGAUCUUUGAGCAGGCCUACAGCCUGUCCUACAAGCCCGCUCUGGACAUCUGCUUUGAGAUCUACGAGGAUGUGGCCAGCGGCAACGAGAUCCGUUCCGUAGUUCAGGCAGUGAGCCGCUUCGACCGCUUCCCCAUGGGCAAGAUUGAUCAAACCUAUAUGUGGAAGGUGGGUCAGCGUGUGCGCGCCCAGCGUGACGAGUCCAAGAUCCCGCUGAACCCUUUCACUGCGGGCGUCUACGUGGCAGUCAUGAUGGCGACCGUCGAGGUGCUCCGUGAGAAGGGUCACCCCUUCAGCGAGAUCUGCAACGAGUCUAUCAUUGAGGCCGUGGACUCGCUCAACCCGUACAUGCACGCCCGCGGUGUGGCGUUCAUGGUCGAUAACUGCUCGUACACGGCGCGCCUCGGCAGCCGCAAAUGGGCCCCGCGCUUCGACUACAUUGUCGAGCAGCAGGCGUUUGUGGCGGUGGACGCCGGCGUCCCCACGGACGCUGAGGUCAUGCGGGAGUUCCUUUCGCACCCUGUGCACCGCGCUCUGGAGACAUGUUCCAGCAUGCGCCCCUCGGUCGACAUUUCGGUGGGCGGCGACAGCAGCACUGUGGGUGUCGGCGCGGGCGCUGCAAGGACGGAGUUCCGCUCCACCGCGGCCAAGGUCUAGACAGCUGGGCGUCCAGUACUGUCAUGCUGACGGGGUGGUCCAAGUGGUCCAGUCCCAACGACGGUUUCUCGACGGGGGGCCUAAACGCGCAGCAGCAGCGGGGAGAGGCCGCUGAGCGGCACCUAGACCCAGAUUGUUUGCUCCGGUCCGCCUUUGCUGCUGCUGCUGCUGCUGUGCUGCAUGUGGUUCUCCAGGCGGAUCGUAUGUCGAGACGUGUGUUUGUUGUGGAGUGCGGGGCGGAUGUAAGGUGGUUGGGUGUGGCGCGGCCGCCGAUGAAGUGCUCAGAGCGGUUGGGCGCUGCCGGCCGCCAGCUAUAAGCCCCCUGGGCAGGAGUCGGCGGCUUUGUGCGCGUGGUGGUGGUUCUGUUCGGGUUGUGUCCGGGUGGUCUCAAUCGGGGACAUAAUAAUUUGCCUCUGCUUGGGUGACCACAACUGUAAGACGUCAUGCG